CACACCAACUUUAUAUAGCAGCCCCUUCCCCCAAACCAGAAGGGAGCAUUCCCCGGUCCCAAACGCCACACCUUAUAAGAGCGCACGCCACAAAACCAUCCAAGCUCGUCAAGCCAUCUCGUGCUCUGCUUCACCUUCUUCUUCUGCGACCCUGUCGCGCGCUUCUUCUACUACCACCAAGAGGACUACGUACGUACCAGGGAGAUGGACAGGAAACCAGGAGACUGGAACUGCAGGUCAUGCCAGUACGUCAACUUCUGCCGGCGGGACUCAUGCCAACGAUGUGGGGAGCCAAAGCUGGGCGUCGACCGGCCCGACUACACGAGCAUCGGUGGGGCAUGGGACGUCAAGCCUGGUGACUGGUACUGCUCAUGCGGCGUCCACAACUACGCAAGCCGCUCCAACUGCUUCAAGUGUGGCGCGGCGAAAGAUGACUCCGCCGCAGAGGUGGCUCGGUCUUGGGGAUUUCGAUGUGGUGAGCCGGCCGGAUGGAAAUCAGGGGACUGGAUUUGCACCAGAUCCGGGUGCAAUAGGCACAACUAUGCAAGCAGGACAGAAUGCUAUUGGUGCAAUGCACCAAAGGACCAUGAUGCUAAGGAGAAAACUGCAGGAGAUGAAGUCGGCUAAAUAAAGUCUUGGUCUCAUAUGUAUCCAAGUUUUUACUAACUCUGCCCCAGCUUGCCCAUCUCGUUGUCCUCCUAGGGCUUCUUGCCUUCUUCAACGGUAGUAUGGAGGGGAACUCGUAGGGAAGCGUCUUUUUUCCCGCAACUUUGUUAUCUUUUCAUGUUAUAUCUGCCCUUCAAUCUUGUUCAAGUAGCAAUGUAUCAGAAGGGCUUCUAGCUAUUUGUAAGACAUGCAGAAUUUGAACCUCAUAAAAGCUUAUCGAA
Messenger RNA from Phoenix dactylifera (date palm), 887 nucleotides. RefSeq names its product RNA-binding protein csdA. The record is from RefSeq and is a predicted model, not a curated record. Gene Ontology annotation, cellular component: cytoplasm. Lineage: Eukaryota; Viridiplantae; Streptophyta; Magnoliopsida; Arecales; Arecaceae. Gene Ontology annotation, molecular function: mRNA binding.